ACUCAGUCGACUGAAUUUUUCUGUUAUCUGCCACCGCCCCUCUCUAAGUCCCCUUGGUGCCUGAAUACUGGUGCUCUGCAUCUUGGCCGGAACGGGGAAAGUGGACUGUUUGGCACCCCAUCCCACGGGGAGGAAUUUUUCCGCUUCCCCUUAGGAAAAACUGAGUUUUCAAGGAUGGUGCUGAUCCACUGUUGUCUGCUGUGGUUGCUCUUACCGCUCGGCUCAAGGACACAGAAGCUGCCCACUCGAGAUGAGGAACUCUUUCAGAUGCAGAUCCGGGACAAAGCAUUCUUUCAUGAUUCAUCAGUAAUUCCGGAUGGAGCUGAAAUCAGCAGUUAUAUCUUUAGAGACACGCCCAAAAGGUAUUUCUUUAUGGUUGAGGAAGACAACACUCCAUUAUCAGUCACAGUGACUCCCUGUGAUGCACCUUUGGAAUGGAAGCUCAGCCUCCAGGAGCUGCCCGAGGAGGCCAGCGGAGAGGGUUCAGGUGAUCCUGAGCCUCUCGACCAACAGAAGCAGCAGAGCAUUAAUGAAAAAGGCACUGAGCUGUUUUCCUACAAAGGAAAUGAUGUUGAGUAUUUCAUGUCUUCCAGUUCUCCAUCUGGUUUGUAUCAGUUGGAACUUGUUUCCACAGAGAAAGACACCCACUUCAAAGUGUACGCAACCACAACGCCAGAGUCGGACCAGCCCUACCCUGAACUCCCCUAUGACCCAAGAGUAGAUGUGACCUCCCUGGGACGAACCACGAUUACUUUGGCCUGGAAGCCAAGCCCCACGGCGUCCUUGCUGAAGCAACCCAUCCAGUACUGUGUGGUCAUCAACAAAGAACACAAUUUCAAAAGCCUGUGUGGCGUGGAAACAAAACUGAUUGCCGAUGAUGCUUUCAUGAGGGCACCAAAACCUGGUCUGGACUUCAGCCCUUUUGACUUUGCCCAUUUUGGAUUUCACUCAGAUAACUUAGGGAAAGAACGCAGCUUCCUUACCAAACCUUUCCCAAAGCUGGGGCGUCAUGUCUACUCGAGGCCCAAGACUGACAUCCAGAAAAUCUGCAUAGGAAACAAGAACAUCUUCACCGUGUCUGAUCUGAAACCUGACACACAAUACUACUUUGACGUGUUUGUUGUCAACACCAACAGCAACAUGAGCACGGCUUACGUGGGUACGUUUGCCAGGACCAAAGAAGAAGCUAAACAGACAGUAGAGCUGAAAGAUGGAAAAGUUACAGACGUGUUUGUUAAAAGGAAGGGAGCAAAGUUUCUAAGGUUUGCUCCAAUUUCCUCUCACCAGAAGGUCUCCUUCUUCAUCCACUCCUGUCUGGAUGCUGUCCAGAUCCAAGUGAGGAGAGACAGGAAACUGCUUCUGUCCCAGAAUGUGGAAGGUAUUCGGCAGUUUCAGCUGAGAGGGAAACCUAAAGCCAAAUAUCUCAUUCGACUGAAAGGAAAUAAGAAAGGCUCAUCUAUGUUGAAAAUACUAGCCAGCACAAAGCCAACUAAGCAAGCAUUUCCCUCGAUCCCCGAAGACACGAGAAUCAAAACCUUCAACAAACUCCGCACCUGUUCUUCAGCCACAGUGGCAUGGCUAGGCACUCAGGAAAGGAACAAGUUUUGCAUCUACAAAAAAGAGGUAGAUGAGAACUACAAUGAAGACCAGAAGAAAAGAGAACAAAAUCAGUGCCUAGGACCAGACAUGAGGAAGAAAUCAGAAAAAGUUCUCUGUAAAUAUUUCCAUGGUCAAAAUCCACAGAAGGCAGUGACCACAGAAACGAUCAAAGGUCUUGAGCCUGGAAAAUCAUACCUGCUGGAUGUUUAUGUCAUAGGACAUGGGGGGCACUCUGUGAAGUAUCAGAGUAAAAUUGUGAAGACCAGGAAGGUCUGUUAGUCACCCUGCAUAGAGAUGUGUGACGUAGGACUCUAGGAGUAACAUGAAGUCACUUUAAAGAUAAACUGACUACUCCCACAGCUGAGAGAAGGUGUGCCCCAGGUAUGGAAGCAAGGCUGUGAGUGUGUACUUAUGGUUGUGUCUAAGACUGAUUGCUGGGAAGGAUCUGUACUGGUGUGCCUCCAUGGCAGCUGGUGGGGGUCGAUGCCGCUUGAUGUCAAAGAUAGAGGACAUCUCGAAGGAUCUGCCAUUCCUUGCUUCGACCACUUGCAUGAACUGCUUCUAAAUUAUUUUAUUACCUACAAAUGUAAAAGAUGCCAUUCAUUGCACACAUCCACAAAUGCAAAUCAUUCAUCUCUAUAGAUGCUAGGGGAUUUAUAUAUAUAUAUAUAAAUUAUUUUAUAAAGUCUUGUCUUACAUGUGUUUCUAUGAUUGUAAACUGUUAAAUUCUUUCCUGUUAAAGUACAGAUUUAAUCUAAGUAUUAUUAAGUGGACAGUCCUCUAGUCAAUUAUAUUACUAUUGUAAAGUCUUAUUUGUUGGAUAAAAUGUUUAAAUGCUGUAUGUAUCUCAUGUACAAAGUUGACAUAUGUUAUAUUCAUGUACAUAAAAUUAAAGAUAUUAGAUUAUAUGCUGUU
Ochotona curzoniae (black-lipped pika) is the source of this 2514-nucleotide messenger RNA. RefSeq names its product neuron derived neurotrophic factor (gene NDNF). The record is from RefSeq and is a predicted model, not a curated record. Gene Ontology annotation, biological process: extracellular matrix organization. The transcript is spliced from 4 exons. The coding region runs from base 175 to 1878 and encodes 567 amino acids. NCBI's taxonomy places the organism in Eukaryota, Metazoa, Chordata, Mammalia, Lagomorpha, Ochotonidae. Gene Ontology annotation, molecular function: protein binding.